Molecule: messenger RNA, 4488 nt
Organism: Parascedosporium putredinis
Lineage: Eukaryota; Fungi; Ascomycota; Sordariomycetes; Microascales; Microascaceae
Source: the annotation of a GenBank genome assembly
AUGACAAUUCGCGAAUUUGAGGUUCUCCUCGCACUAUGCAAGGCAUCUCCGAAUAUUCGUAGUGCCCAGAGUGCUCAGCGACUUGUUCAUCAGCUCGCCCCUUACAUCCUCGAUGCCCAUGUUCACUCGUUUGUGCCAUCGCCUUAUUUUAGAAAUAUCGAACCCUCCCCAACCGAAGCUCUUGCAUUUCAUACUACUGGUGCACUGUUGGUGCUCGGGAACAGCUAUGAAGAUCUUGAGGAUAAAACUGCUGAAGCCAUAUGGGCUUUUGUCAAUGCUUGCGGCGUGGUAGUGGAGAGUAUUGCGUCACGCCAGGCUGAGGAUGCGGAGACGUCUAAUGUUGAGGAUGCUGUUCGAACUGCGACUGUCGCCGUUGCCCUGCUUGGUUUCAUGGAUGCGGCGUCUGCGCAAGCUGAUUUCUGGAGGGCCGGUGGCCGAUCUGUAGAGUGGUACUCAACUCUUAUUACCGACCAAAUGAACUUUCUUGAGGCUUCGGCAGAUUUUGAUCAGCAGCUUGCCACGUCAUGGCAGCAGAAAAUGGCCUUUGCAGUCAAGGCGUCCUCUCUCAUAGCCUACCUCUGUUGCGCUAUUCUCAACGUUGACGCUGCGGACACCGAAGUGCUCAUGGCCUGGCUCGAGGAUGUCCUUGGUGACCCUGUGCAGAUGGCGGAUGAGGCCUUGGCAGUUACGUCUGCUACCAACUCAAGGACCGUCGCAACGGCAGCUAAAUGCCUCGCUUCAGUCUUGCAAAUGCUAUCCAAAGACGCCAUCAUUACUACCCUAUAUACACUCGGGAAUGUCCUCAGUCCGGGUUCUAACCGCGCCGUUAACGGCGCAAAUGAUGACCUCGCGACGGAUGCUGUAGGCGUUCCAGUCUACACUGGUCAGCAUUCCACCGGCAGCUCCAUUUCCCUGCAACUUGAAGGCGAGGAGCACACGGCCGUUGCGUAUGGCAAUGUCGUCCAGGCAAUUUGCGGCAUAGCCGAAGCCGUUGUCAAUGCUCAGAUCAUCACUGGGGCUGCUGCAUUGUCCCUGAAGGGCGGUCAGCUUGAGUUUCGUUCGCUCCUCAAGAUGUACUCUAGGAUCUCGCAUCUUGCUGUAGCUGAAAAGAAAGAGCAACUCUUGAAUGCGGUUAUGAAAGCACGCUGCCACAUAUCCGCGAAUUUGAGGCCCGGCUCGCCUCUCUUCGAUACCUAUUGGGAACACCUCUUAGAUACUAUAAUCUCAGUCGGGGAUGUUCACCAAUCGUCUCAAACCAAAGACUCCGAUGUCCAAUUAGCAGCGCAGGACAUUGCACAGCUUCUCCGGCCACUUGCGGUGUUUAUGGCCUCCAACGACAUGUCCGUUGAUGCUAUAACAGAGGAUGAAUCGCACUCGAUGCUUCGUGAUGCCUGGUUCAAUAUCGUUGUCCAUGGAUUCCUUUCUUCUAGCGACUUGGGGGAGAAGUGGGCGAACGAGCUGCGCAUAAUGGCAGCGGCUUAUCUUGUUGAGAGCCUGCGAGCCGACGCAGGGGACUGCACAAAAGCGCUGUCGUACUUCCUAGAACCCAGCAUGCGCGGUGGAGCUGUGAGCAGCACGAUGGAGGCGCUUACUGCUGCCGUCGUAGGCAAGUAUCUCGCGAAGACCACCGCCGGAAAAGACGGGGCUUUUACUGCUCACUGUCUCGAAGAGGAAACCGAUCUCUAUGAACCGCAGUCGAUAUUCACUUCCCGCCUCGGCAACGUAACGGUCGAGCUCUCUCACGACUACGACUAUCGGCGACGCACACUCAAUCUGCUCACCUAUAAAGCAAAGGCAUGGGUCUCAGUGGCGAUUAAUCUCGCUUCUCUGGAUGUUAAAGGGCUACUACAAACUUAUCUGUCUGAAUACUAUGACGAAGGGGCAUAUGGACACACCUCUUUCGGACGGUCUUUCGCCGUUGAGCUCGGCUCCCUUAUCCCAGCCACCGACAACCGCCUACAGUCUAUCGAACCCGUUGGAAACUACAAGGUGAAUGCUGCCUCGGAUUUUGUCGCUCAAUAUACAACCCGCCAGGAGUAUAGGUAUGGUGAGACGUUACCAGAUAGGGGUAUGGAGUUGAUGAGCUUCAUGCACAUCAACAGACGAACGUCCUUUGUUCAUUCGUCCAAUGAUAGCGCCAACGCCGCAACCGCUCUCGCACAUGUGGAAGCUCGUCUCUUAAGCGGGAAGGAUACACCCCUCGAGGAAGUUCGAGCCAUUCUCCGAAGGGCAGCUGCCCUUUUGUGCCGCAGCACGCGUGAUGAGUCCGCCGUCACACACUACCUUGUUUCCAUCCCAUUUGCUAUGUUCACGAAGCAAUCCAUCAAGCUCGGUGCUUCUCUAUGGCUGGGGGUGAUUAACGAAACCCCGCAGCUAGAGCCAAGACUUUUAGCAGAGAUUGCCCAGCAAUGGGAGCUUACCAUCCAACGGCGACUUGGGCUCUUCAACACGGCAAUGACUCACCCGGAUCCGUUUAUGGCCAAAAACGAAUUCGCUCCAAGCGAUCUUGAGGCUAUUGCAAAACAGAAGCAAUUCGUACACAACUUACUCUCCCCGCAUGCCUGGUUGAUUGUGUUUCUUGGUAGCCAUUUCAAUGCCACGCGCCUUGGAAGCCCUAAUGUACAUAAAAUCUUCCUUCGUCUGAUUGAUAUCACGGUCGAUGCGUGGCGCUUGAAGGACAAGAUUUUGUCUGCCGGGCUCAGUUGGUUCAAGCAUUCACCACGAUAUUCGUUCGGAAACAACAUCCUUCAGGUCAAGACGGAAUUGAAGUUGCUCACCGAUGUCCUCAACGCUCUAAAGCCCGUAGCGUAUAUCGGCGCACACUCAGUGGGCAACGUCAGGUCUCUUCAAGCCAAGGAGCAACUCCUCACCCUUCUUCUAGAGAACGAGCAAACCCGGCUAGCAGUCUGGCUGAAUCCAACAGACGAUGCAUCGAAAUUUCAAACCUUCGGGCCAAAUAGCUCUAAGAAUGCCCUCGAGAUCCGAUGGCUUCUACUCAAUGUACCAGGAAAGGCCAUCGACGAGCCCGGGGCUGUCAGCCUCCUUCUUGGCGGCAUGCUACCGGAUGAUGUCAAUUUCCUUCAGCUUAAGCAUCUACUGUACUGGGCGCCCGUAAGCCCGAUCACGGCCAUAACGUUGUUCAUGCCUUCCUACCAAAAUCAUCCUUUUAUCAUCCAGUAUGCCAUGAGAGCGCUCGAGUCUCAUUCUGUAGACGUAAACUUCUUCUAUGUCCCGCAAAUCGUGCAGACCCUCCGAUACGACGCGUUGGGCUAUGUGGAGCGUUUCAUUCUAGAGACCGCACAGUUCUCGCAGCUUUUCGCUCACCAAAUCAUCUGGAACAUGAAGGCAAACUCUUACAAGGAUGAUGAUGCCCAGAUUGAGGAUGCCAUCAAGCCCACCCUUGACAGUGUCAUGAAUAAGAUGCUCAAGCCCCUUAUCAAGAGGUCUAAGCCAGAGAAGAAGCAGAAAAUCGAGGAGGAAUUACGUAAAAUCAAGGUAGAAGUCGGUGUUUAUCUUCCCAGUAAUCCCGACGGUGUUGUCAUUGGUAUCGAUCGCAAGUCUGGGAAGCCCCUACAGAGCCAUGCGAAAGCCCCAUACAUGGCUACUUUCAGGAUUAAGAAGACGAAGACAAAUGUGGAUUCGUCGACAGAGCUGAUAAAUGGAGCGGGAAAGAAAUCCCAGGAGCGAGAGGAGACCUCGAUUGAAACAUGGCAGUCGGCCAUCUUCAAGGUGGGCGAUGAUUGCCGCCAGGACGUGCUCGCUUUGCAGAUGAUUGCGGCGUUCCGAGGCAUCUUCCACAAUGUUGGGUUAGACGUUUACGUUUUUCCAUAUCGCGUUACGGCUACCGCCCCUGGCUGCGGUGUUAUCGACGUGCUCCCGAACUCGAUUUCACGAGACAUGCUCGGCCGGGAGGCUGUCAACGGCUUAUACGACUACUUCAUCUCCAAGUACGGGAACGAGGAUUCUCUGCGGUUCCAGAAGGCACGCAACAACUUCGUCAAAAGCAUGGCGGCCUACUCUAUGAUCUCUUUCCUCCUACAAUUCAAGGACCGGCAUAACGGUAACAUCAUGAUCGAUGAUUCUGGUCAUAUCAUCCACAUUGAUUUUGGGUUCUGUUUCGAUAUUGCCCCAGGUGGAAUACGAUUUGAGCGUGCGCCAUUCAAGCUCACGAGUGAGAUGGUGGCUGUAAUGGGCGGCAACACGGAACACCAAUCAUUCAAGUGGUUUGAAGAACUCUGUGUGAAGGCUUUCCUCGCCAGCCGGCAGUACUGCGAUAGGCUGUCGCAGAUUGUCCUCUUAAUGAUGGACAGCGGCCUUCCCUGCUUCAAGCCGGAGACUGUGAAGCAUUUUCGGGAGAGAUUCGUGCUAGAGAAGUCAGAAAGGGAGGCGGCAGACUUCAUGAAAGACCUCAUCAAAAAGAGCUAUGCAAGUUAUUCUACAAGCAUAUACGACCAAUUCCAGCUCUUGACUAACGGGAUCCCGUAUUGA